Xiphophorus maculatus (southern platyfish) is the source of this 1254-nucleotide messenger RNA. Its product is annotated as heat shock 70 kDa protein 12A-like. The record is from RefSeq and is a predicted model, not a curated record. NCBI's taxonomy places the organism in Eukaryota, Metazoa, Chordata, Actinopteri, Cyprinodontiformes, Poeciliidae. The coding region runs from base 82 to 1254 and encodes 390 amino acids. Gene Ontology annotation, molecular function: ATP binding; ATP-dependent protein folding chaperone. The transcript is spliced from 4 exons.
GGAGGACAGGACAACGAAGAGACUUAGGGACACAGAAAACUCUAAAUAAACAAGGAAAAGCACAGACCAUGACAGUAUUAAAUGGAACCAGAAGCAGCAUCUGUUUGGUGUAAGAAGUUGCCAGCCAAUGGUUUCAUAGCAGAACACCAAGGAAAAGAAACACUAGACCAUUCUCCAGGGACACAAUAUGUUGUUGUUGACUGUGGAGGAGGAACCAUUGACAUUACUGUUCAUGAAGUUCUAAAAGGAGGAGCCUUAAAGGAGUUGCACAAGGCCUCUGGGAACAAUCUGGGAGGAGAAACUGUGGACAGAAAAUGUAAAGAGUUUCUAAGAAAAAUAUUCUCUGAUGGCGUCUGGGAUGAAUUUGAAGAAAAACAUCCCAACAAUGUUAAGAAAAUGAUGUAUGAUUUCACAGUUUUCAAAAGACAAGAUGACGAUGCAGAGAUUUCCUGUCCUUUGAAACUUGGAGAUAUCGCUAAGAAAAAGAAAGAAAUGGAGCAAUUCUUUGAAGGAGUGGAAGGAGCAUUCUGGGACGAUGGAUCUAUUGUCAUCACUAAACAGAAACUGAGCUCUUUCUUUGUAGAAAGUCUGCAAGGCAUCACUCAGAGUCUCAAAGAAAUCUUUACAAAAGGGAUAAAUGUUGAAUACAUUCUAUUAGUAGGAGGCUAUGCUGACAGCAAGAUUCUGCGAAAACAUGUCAAUGAUAGUUUUGGGAAUAAAUGUAAAGUUCUGUGUCCAAUUAGGCCACAGGAAGCAAUCCUCAGAGGAGCUGUAGAGUUUGGGAGAAAUCCACACUUGGUGGCAUCUCGUAAAAGUGCCUUCACAUACGGAAUCAGAGUAUCUCGAAGGUUUAACAAUUUCAAACACAAGGCAGAAAAAAAAUUCACCAACAAAGAUGGUGAGUGGUGCAGGGAUAUUUUCAUGAAACUGGUGGACUCUGGUGAGGAUGUGGGUUGGGAUGAAACCAGAUCCUUCAGCUUAUAUCCCACUCAAGCAGAUAUGAAGAUGAUGAACUACAACUUCUACUGCACAAAAAACAGGAGUCCAAAGUAUGUGGAUGAAGAAGGAGUAGAGAAAAUUGGCUACUUCUGUCUGUACUCUCCAAACACUAAGCGAGGAAGCUCGGCGCUCAUUAACGAGGCCUCCAGGAGUCGGCAGGGACUUACCUCCAGUGACAGAGGGUCGGGGUCCACUGCCCUCCUCAACACUCCAUCUGCUCCCUACCGGCGUUUGGCAGUCGAUUGGAUCAUGUGA